Rotaria sp. Silwood1 is the source of this 1422-nucleotide messenger RNA. NCBI's taxonomy places the organism in Eukaryota, Metazoa, Rotifera, Eurotatoria, Philodinida, Philodinidae. The record is from the annotation of a GenBank genome assembly.
AUGGCACAUCUUAAUGAACUACAGCGUAUUGCUACUGCUACAAAUGGAACACGAGCAUUCAACACAUCAGGAUUCAAUCAUACACUUGACUAUGUGACAAACUAUCUAUCGGCUAAUACAAAUUUAAAAAUUACAAAGAACAUGUUUUCUGUUAGCUAUUUUACUCUCGAAAGCAAUCCCGUUUUACUGUCAUCCCUCAAUGGCAAAAUUACGAAUCAUACGUACUCAAAAAACCGUUUUCUAGCUGAGUUUCUAGAGGUCACAUUUUCAUCGUCCGUCAAUUUUUCUAAUUUUAUUACACUUACCGCUAUUCCCAAUGCCAGUUGUUCUGAUGCUGAUUGGCUUGCAGCAAAGCCAUCGGCAACUCAUCGUAUAGCAUUGGUCAAGCGGGGUGAUUGUGCUGUCGCUGACAAAGGCAUACUUGCAGCAAAGUACAAUGUGGCCGGUCUUCUGUUUUACAAUGACGGCAAAACAUCUGAUCGAAUGUUACCUACAUUAGAGAGACUUGGAGAAAAUAAUAGUUUACCAGCAUUAUUUCUUUCUUUCGAUCUUGGCGAAAAGUUGGCUAAUGCAGCUCGUAACUCAUCGUUUACCAUUGCUGUUCGUUUCGUUAUCCCUGUUGCCAUUGAAAAUGUAAUUCCUGUCAAUAAUAUUUGUGCAGAUACUCCUACGGGUGACCCUACUCAGACAAUUUUGAUUGGAAGUCAUGCUGACAGUGUACCCACUGGACCAGACAUAAAUGACAAUGGAAGUGGUACUGCAGCUAAUCUUGCUUUUGCUGUGGUUCUUGCACGUCUCUUCCGAACAUCUACUUAUCCGAAAUAUAAGUAUCGUGUAUGGUUUUGUUGGCGGGGUGCAGAAGAAAUAGGUGCGCUUGGUUCAAAUUUUCAUGUCACACAGGCUCGAAAGUCGACUAUUCUUGGUGAACGUAUCACUGAUUAUCUGGUCAACCUUAAUUUCGACAUGCUUGGCUCACCAAAUUUUAAGUUCGGCAUUUAUGAUGGUCGAACAAUAAGAAAUAAUACUCCACCAUCGGCCAUUCCAGGUAGUGUGAGGAUUUCUGCAUUGUUUCGUGAUUGGUUUAUACGACAUGAACUGCCUUGGGACUUUGCUGACAUUGAUGGUCGUGGUGAUUAUAGUUCAUUUCUAGCAUCAGGUAUAGCUAUCGGUGGUCUCAUUUCUGGCGUUGACGACAUUAAAAGUCAAGAGCAACGUGAUCGUUACGAUCGAUUGCUUGGCCAGGGUCUUGGCGGCCUUGCUAAUGUCGUUCACGAUCCAUGUUAUCACAAAGUUUGUGACACUAUUCAAAAUAUUAACUUAUUUGGCUACGAGAAGAUGGUACAAGCCGCUGCAUUUGUUAUUGAGAGUUUGGCUCGGCUACCAGAUUUGAAAAGUUGGUUGUAUCCAAUAAAUGAAAUUUAG